AAACUUUUCAAGUUACCCAUCCUUUUGGAGGCAGGCAAUAUCAAAGGGCACUACGGAUUACAAUACAUGAGGAGUGUUUACAGCCUGGGAGAUUAUUUAUGUUUGGUUUUACCUCUAUAGUCACACAUCCAAGCUAGGAGAAAAGGAACAGAGGAACCCUCUCAUUAUCUUUUGAAAUAUGAAGAUCAGAGGAAAACCUGGGUUUAAAGUGUGGAGUGAUGGUCCUGGAAGCCUGCUUAUAAAUUAGAAGGCUGUGUAAUAACAGAUCCAGAAGCAAAGCUGAUACUCAGACAUAAGGGUGGAAUUCCUGAGUCAAUUGUUGCUGCUACGAACUUUGGGCAUAUACCUGCCAUUCUGAUCAUCACCAAGAUAUACUACCUGGUCAAUCACAGCGACUGGUCCACUUGACCUUCCCAUCGAUGGAUUAAUUCCAGAGAGCCUUUUUUUGGAAGUUAAUGUUGCAUUGCUUCAAGAUGGGAAGUAAUAAAGACGAAGGGCUAUUGAACAGGAUCUCGUUCUCAGGACCAGUAUCUCUUGGAAGCAGCCAUGUGGCCAGUCCUCUUGGUUUACCACUCCAAGAGCCAUUUGGAGUUCCUUUUCACUUUGAGCCAACAUACUGGGACCACCAAACCUACAAUGGAUAUUCAGGAAGAUUCUCCUACCUGCCCUUUUCAGGGUACGUAGGAGUCUAUGACUAUUCUUUCGAGCCUGCCUUCAUCCGCAAGAGGAACGAGCGAGAGAGGCAGCGAGUUCGUUGCGUCAAUGAGGGCUACACGCGCCUCCGAGACCACCUUCCCAAGGAGCUGGCUGACAAGCGCCUCAGCAAAGUGGAGACCUUGAGAGCUGCCAUAACUUACAUCAAACACCUUCAGAAUUUGCUGGACUAUCAUCCGUUAGGGACAAAUGUGAAGGCCGCUGUUCCAGCUCAAGAAGAACAAGCUGCUUCUGGUCUUAGCUUAAGAAGCGAAUGCAACAGUGAUGGAGAAUCUAAAACCUCCUUAGCUUCAUCCCCUUACAGUGAGUUUGAGGAAGUCUGCAGUUAGGAACGUCUGCAGUUGGGAACAUCUUCAGAAACUGACAGCUUAAAAAAGAAAGGAAGGAAAAAAGAGCCACACAGUUUCUCAAUUUGCAUGGCUUUCCCCUUGCAAAUUAGUCCCUGGCAAAGGGAUGAAAAAGGUAUCUUCAUUAUUUGAGAUGACUGUUUCCAUUAGUGUAAUUCAUUCUGGGAAACCUUCAGAUGUUUAUGUAAAGGAGGAAAACAAUAUUGUUCUUAACGUUUCCUUAUUUAUAUUCUUAACAGCAAU
Elgaria multicarinata webbii is the source of this 1304-nucleotide messenger RNA. RefSeq names its product achaete-scute family bHLH transcription factor 4 (gene ASCL4). Lineage: Eukaryota; Metazoa; Chordata; Lepidosauria; Squamata; Anguidae. The coding region runs from base 456 to 1043 and encodes 195 amino acids. The record is from RefSeq and is a predicted model, not a curated record. The transcript has a single exon. Gene Ontology annotation, molecular function: protein dimerization activity; RNA polymerase II transcription regulatory region sequence-specific DNA binding; DNA-binding transcription factor activity, RNA polymerase II-specific. Gene Ontology annotation, biological process: regulation of transcription by RNA polymerase II; developmental process.